AUGGGACAAAUACUUGGACGCAAGUGGAACAUCUUCUGGGGUUGCAAUAUUGUCUUGAUUGGCGCAGCUAUACAGGCAUCUUCUUAUUCCGUGGCUCAGCUCAUAGUUGGGAGAAUCGUUGCAGGUCUCGGGGUUGGCAUCAUCUCUACCAUGGUUCCGAUGUGGAUUGCGGAAUGUAGUCACGUCAAUCGACGAGGUGUCGCUAUCGUCCUCAACUGUUCACUUGUUAUCGUGGGUAUUGUCAUCGCCAGUUUCUCGAACUACGGCCUUGUCUUCUCGUGGCCGAGUCAUGAAGGACAGGACAUAGUAUGGAGAACAGCCCUUGCUCUCCAAAUGAUCUUUCCUCUGUUUGUCUACGUCAUGUUGCCGUUCUGCCCAGAAAGUCCAAGAUGGCUUGCGGCUAAGGGUGCCUCCGUGUCAACUGUUGCUUCCGUUCUAUCGUUGUUAGAUGGCAAAGAUGUUCCAGAGACAGCCCCGCAUAUCGUUACGAAGGCUGAAGAAAUCGUUGCAGUUGCACAGCAUGAGGCCGAGCUCGGUACAUCGUGGGCGCAGGUUUUCGGUGGUGGAGAGUUGCAAAACGGUCGACGCUUAUUCCUAAGUGGUUUUGUUGUCGGACUUCUACAACAGGUUACUGGGGUCAAUGCCAUUGUCUACUAUGCUCCCGUGGUGUUCCAAGAUGCCGGAUUGAAUCCCAAGAACUCCUUUAUUCUUGGAGGUGCUGGCAGCGUCGCCAUGCUUAUCGGGACUGCACUACCUGCUUUGUGGGUCGAGAAAGCCGGACGCCGCAAGACACUUUUGAUCAGUGCAGCUCUCGAAGCUUUCACCAUGGCCGGCAUUGCGGCAAGUAUUGGCUGGGGUAUCAAUCACCCUGAAGAUCGUACUUCAGCAGGAUGGGCGGCAACCGCAUUCAUUCUAGCCUUCGAAUUCUGUUUUGGUCUUGGUGUGUAUGCCCCGGAAGUCAACUCUUUGCGAUCCCGUCACAGAGGCAACGCUGUCCAGACAAUGGGUCUUUGGGGUGGAGGCUUUCUCAUCGUCAUGGUCUCUCCACCAGGUGUCGCAAACCUCUCCUGGAAAUACUACCUAAUUUGGGUGGUUAUAACUUUAGUCUGGAUUCCGAUGGUCUGGGCUUUCUGUCCAGAAACAGCCGGCCGAAGCUUGGAAGAAAUGGACUACUUCUUCAAGAAGUACCAGAACAAAUGGUAUAUCCGGGACGUUGCUCACGAACGUAUGUCACAAGAAGAUGUUAUGUCAGUUCAUGAGGAAACAAAAGGCAUUGAAGAACAGAUCGAGGUGUCGGAGAAGCAUGCUACCGCCCUGUUGUAG
Fonsecaea multimorphosa CBS 102226 is the source of this 1323-nucleotide messenger RNA. RefSeq lists its product as uncharacterized. The coding region runs from base 1 to 1323 and encodes 440 amino acids. The transcript has 12 exons. The record is from RefSeq and is a predicted model, not a curated record. NCBI's taxonomy places the organism in Eukaryota, Fungi, Ascomycota, Eurotiomycetes, Chaetothyriales, Herpotrichiellaceae. Gene Ontology annotation, cellular component: membrane. Gene Ontology annotation, biological process: carbohydrate transport; transmembrane transport. Gene Ontology annotation, molecular function: carbohydrate:proton symporter activity.